Messenger RNA from Varanus komodoensis (Komodo dragon), 1741 nucleotides. RefSeq names its product zinc finger protein RFP-like. The record is from RefSeq and is a predicted model, not a curated record. Gene Ontology annotation, molecular function: zinc ion binding. The transcript has 6 exons. Bases 124 to 1395 code for a protein of 423 amino acids. Lineage: Eukaryota; Metazoa; Chordata; Lepidosauria; Squamata; Varanidae.
ACUGGUGACGGCCACGUUGAGAAGUCUUUGCGUUGAACUGCCGUGUCGCAUCUGCCUAGAUUUUUUCGAAGAUCUCGUCACCACAGACUGCGGGCUCCGUUUCUGCCCAGGCUGCAUCACCAAAUGCAGCCAGCGACCUCGGGGCUGAGCAGCCGUUCGGCAAGCGAACUUCAAGCCAAGCCAGCCGCUGGCAAACAUUGCAGAAAUGACCGCGGGACCGCAGGAGGCGAGAAGCGAGGAGAAGCGAGUGCGACGCGCGAGGGGCCCCUGCAGCUCUUCUGCCGGGAGGGUCGGGCGCCCGUCUGCCCGAUUUGUGACAGAUCAAGGCAGCGCCACGGACACCGAGUGCUUCCUAUAGAAGAGGCUUCCCAAGAGUACAAGGUAGAAAAUUUCCACGGCUGUGGGAAACAAGAAGAAAUCAGGAACCAUCUGAAAUCUCUGAAGGAAAAGGCUGACAAACUCAAGGAACAGAGGCGGGCAAAAGAGCAGAGAAUUCAGUGGACCGUGACACAGUUGGAGCUGGAGAAACAGGAGGUCAGGUCUGCCUUUGAGAGGAUGCAGAAGUUCCUUGAGGAGAAGCAGCACCUCUGGCUAGAUCAACUGGAGAAGAGAGAAGGAGAGACGCUCACUGACCUCUCUCAGGAGAUUUCCCAGCUCAGCCUGCUGAUGACAGAGAGGGAGGAGACGCUGCUGCAGCCAGCAAUUGAAUUCCUGCAGGACAUCACAAACUGCUUAAGCAGGUGUGAGAAGAAUUUAAUACAGUAUGUAGUGGACCUUCCUCCCAAGCUGGAAGAGAGACUCAGAAUUUAUGCGCAGAAAAACUCUGAUCUAAAAAAGGCCAUGCAGAACUGUGAAGUGAGAGUGACUAUGGAUCCAGACACGGCGUGUCACAAACUCUUUCUGUCAAAGGACCUGAAGACUGUGAGAUGGGAUGUACUACUUGAGGAAAAGACCGACAACCCAGAGAGAUUUGACCACAUGAACUCUGUCUUGGGCCACAGGAAUUUCACUUCAGGAAGACAUUGGUGGGAGGCGGAGGUGCAGGGAAAGGGAAAGUGGGAAGUCCCACUGGAGGCACCGGUGUGGGCCAUUGGCAUCGCAAGGGGCACUAUGACCAGGAAGGGGUAUGUCAGCCUGGGUCAAAAGGAAGGGAUCUGGGCUGUGGGGAAGAUUUACCUUGGCCUGGAUGCACCUUGUCAAGCCUUAGCUUUUACUGCCCUUGAGCCAGUCCGUUUGACAUUGAGAAAAGAACCCGGGAAGAUCUGGGUGGCCCUGCAUUAUGAAGAGGGUUGGGUCGAUUUUUUUGAUGCUAAUUCUGAUGAUUUUAUAUUCACUUUCUAUGUUGGGUCAUUCUCUGGGCAGAGAAUUCGACCUUUUUUCUACAGUGGGGAGUAGAAUGGCAGUCUGAAGUGCAGCUCCUGAGGACGACCCCCGCACACACACAAACACUCCCUCACCCUUCCUGAUGACAAACCUCCUUUUUCACCUGCAAAAAAAGGGUCAUCAGAUUAGGAAGGGCUCUGCUUUGUUGCUGUAUCUUGAAAUACUCAUAGUUAUUCUCUCUCAAAGAGGAAGGGGAAGGGAAGGAAGCAAAAGAGGAGAAAGAGAUGAUGACAGUACCACAAUCUGAAAAUGUAGGGAUAUUGAUCCUGCACCUUUCAUUUUAGGAACUGCUGUGAACCACUUGGAGAACUUCAGCUUUUGGCUGGUAUAGAAAUUAAACAAAUACAAAUAACAUUAA